AUGGCCUCGAGACGGCCCUACACAGACAACCCGGACGGCUCGCCGCCGGACAACAACAGCAACCUCGACGAAAAGUCGGCCGUGGCCGACAACGUGGCCGUGGAUGGCGGCGUGGAUGGCGGCGUGGAUGGCGGCGUGGAUGGCGGCGUCGACGCCACCGUCCACCAUCUCGCGGAGAAGCUGGGCGACCAGGAAGAUGGCAUCGCGCCCAUCGAGGACAUCGAGUACGUCAUGGACAAGGUCAAGGCCCUGACCGUGGCCGAGAGCCAGGAGAUCAUCGACUCGCUCCUCAAGUACCACGAGUACGACUACAACUUCUCCCAGGCCCAGCGCGUCAAGCUGGCCGCGCUGAGGGCCGGCCCCCUCGAGGGCCAGACCGCCGAGGACUGGCAGCUGGAGCUCCGCACCGAGGCGGCCAUCAACAAGUUCUACUCGCCGUACCCAGAGGUGCGCGCCAUCACCACGCCCACCGACGACGUCGACAUGCCCGCCGAGACGAUCCGCGCCCACCUCCUCGGCUACGUCUGGGCCGUGCUGGCCCAGUUCACCAACUCGCUCUUCAACUCGCGCUUCCCGGCCAUCACGCUGCAGUCGUCCGUCGUGCAGAUCCUCCUCUACCCGUGCGGCCUGUUCCUGGCCUGGGCCCUGCCCGACUGGGGCCUCACCGUCCGCGGCACCCGCUACUCGCUGAACCCGGGCCCGUGGUCCUACAAGGAGCAGAUGCUGUCCACCAUCAUCGUCGACGUCGGCCUCACCUCGGCCUACUGCUUCUGGAACAUCCAGACGCAGUCCAUCUACUACAAGGACCAGUGGCUCACCCCCGGCUACGGCAUCCUGCUGCUGCUGUCCACCCAGCUCAUGGGCCUCGGCUUCUCGGGCCUGCUGCGCCGCUUCGUCGUCUACCCCGUCGAGGCGCUGUGGCCCAACAUCCUGCCCACCCUGGCCCUCAACCGCGCCCUCCUGGUGCCCGAGAAGAGGGAGACGCUGCACGGGUGGAGCGUGUCCCGCUACAAGUUCUUCUUCAUCGCCUUUUGCGCCAUGUUUGUCUACUUUUGGCUGCCCGACUUCCUCUUCCCCGCCCUCAGCCUCUUUGCGUGGAUGACGUGGAUCGCGCCCAGCAACUUCAACCUCAACGCAAUCACCGGCUCCCAGGCCGGCAUGGGCUUCAACCCCGUCUCCAGCUUCGACUGGAACGUCCUGACCUCGUACUCGGCGCCCCUGGCCUACCCCUUCUUCGCCUUUACCCAGCAGUUCCUCGGGACCGUGCUGGCCGGCCUCAUCAUCAUCGCCCUCUACUACAGCAACGUCCAGUGGACGGCCUACCUGCCCAUCAACUCGUCCGGCAUCUUCGACAACACCGGAAACCCCUACAACAUCACCAAGAUCAUGGUGCCCGGCACCGGGCACAUGAGCGAGGACGCGUACAAGGCCUACUCGCCCGCCUUUUACAGCGCCGGCAACCUGGUCGUCUACGGGGCCUUCUUCGCCUUUUACCCGCUCACCAUGGUCUUCAUCCUGCUCGACGCCUGGCGCCCGCUCCUCCGGGCGUACAGGUCCAUGAUGGCCUCGGCCAUCUCGGCCGUGCGGCGGGCCAUUGUCGGGGCGAGGCGCGCGCUCGGCUCGCUCGGCCGAGGCAACGUGCGCGACGCGCUGCACCACCUGCGCGCCAUGCUGGACGACGGCACCUCCAUCUACGACUCGUACGACGACCCCUUCACCAACCUCAUGCGCAACUACCCCGAGGUGCCGGACUGGUGGUUCCUGAUGAUUGCCCUGGUCGCCUUCGUCUUUGCCAUUGUCGUCGUGACCAACUGGCCGCAGCUCGACACGCCCGUCUGGACAAUCUUCUUCGUCAUCGGCCUCAACCUCGUCUUCCUGAUCCCCAUGUCCUACCUCUACGCCAUCUCCGGCACGACAGAGGGCAUCAACGUGGUUACCGAGCUCAUCGUCGGCUACGCCCUGCCGGGACACCCCGAGGCCAUGAUGUUCGUCAAGGCCUUUGGCUACAACAUCAACGGCCAGGCCGACAACUACAUCUCGGACCAGAAGAUGGGCUUCUACUCCAAGCUGCCGCCCCGCGCCAUGUAUCGCGGCCAAGUCUUUAGCUGCAUCAUCACGGCGCUCGUGGCCUACGGGGUGGUGCAGUUUGUCGACACGCAGAUUCCGGGCAUCUGCACCCCCGACCAGCCGUCUCACUUUAACUGCGAGAACGGAUCCCAGGUCUACUUUGCCGCCUCCGUGGUCUGGGGCGCCAUUGGUCCGAAACGCAUCUUCAGCCAAAUCUACCCCGCCAUGAAGUACUGCUUCCUGCUGGGCUUCCUCUUCGCCAUCGUCUGGUGGACCGUCAAGCGCGCCGGAUCGCGCAUGCGGCAGGCCUGCCGGAGCGUCCUCCCCGCCCCCAUCUUCAAGCCCCUCGACGCCGUCGUCUUCACCCCCAUCUCCUGGCUCAAGCACGUGCACCCGUCGCUCGUCUUCAACGGCAUGCUGCAGUGGGCGCCCGUCAACCUCACCUACUUCACGGGCGGCCUGUACCUGUCCUUUGGCUUCAUGUUCUACCUCAAGCGGUACAAGACGGCCUGGUGGGAAAAGUACAACUACGUCCUGUCGGCGGCGCUGACGGGCGGCGUGGCCUUUUCCGGCCUCAUCAUCUUCUUCGCGGUGCAGUACCACCCCGUCGCGCUGGACUGGUGGGGCGUCAACGUUCUCAGCAAGACGAUUGACGGGGGGGCCGGCCAGGCCGCCUUGUUGACGGAGCUGCCGGCCGAGGGCUACUUUGGGCCGGACACCUGGUAUUGA
This is a messenger RNA of Ustilaginoidea virens, 2796 nucleotides long. RefSeq lists its product as uncharacterized. Gene Ontology annotation, biological process: transmembrane transport. The coding region runs from base 1 to 2796 and encodes 931 amino acids. The transcript is spliced from 2 exons. The record is from RefSeq and is a predicted model, not a curated record. Lineage: Eukaryota; Fungi; Ascomycota; Sordariomycetes; Hypocreales; Clavicipitaceae. Gene Ontology annotation, molecular function: oligopeptide transmembrane transporter activity.